Molecule: messenger RNA, 896 nt
Organism: Eutrema salsugineum
Lineage: Eukaryota; Viridiplantae; Streptophyta; Magnoliopsida; Brassicales; Brassicaceae
Product: ras-related protein RABG2
Exons: 7
Coding region: 220-849 (209 amino acids)
Cellular component (GO): vacuolar membrane
Molecular function (GO): GTPase activity; GTP binding
Source: RefSeq, a predicted model, not a curated record
UUCUCUUCACAUCAACCAAUAUCAUCACACGUGAUAAGAACCUUUUUUCUCUUCUUCUUCUUUUUUGUCCUUUUCCUUGUUUUCUUUCCCAGAAGAGCGAAGAAGAAGAAAGCUCAUCAAGACCGAUCUCGUAGACUUUUUGUCUCUGUCCAAAAUCCAGGAAGAAACUUUUCUAGCUUAAAAAAGGGUCAAUCUUGUAGAUUCUUUAGCUUCUUGACAAUGGAUUCUUUAAAGAACAGAACAUUGCUAAAGGUCAUUGUCCUCGGAGAUAGCGGGGUAGGCAAAACUUCAUUGAUGAACCAAUACGUAUACAAGAAAUUUAACCGGCAAUACAAGGCCACGAUAGGAGCAGAUUUCGUCACCAAGGAGCUUCAUAUUGAAGAAAAACCUGUCACUUUACAAAUAUGGGAUACUGCAGGACAAGAGAGAUUUCACAGUCUAGGAUCAGCAUUCUAUAGAGGUGCUGAUUGUUGUGUUCUUGUAUACGACGUGAACAACCUCAAAUCUUUCGAAACUCUCAAUACUUGGCACACGGAGUUCCUCAAACAGGCAAAUCCUAUGGAACCUGAGACAUUUCCAUUUGUUCUGAUUGGGAACAAAACCGAUGUAGAUGGCGGAAACAGCCGAGUUGUUGCGAAUAAGAGAGCCAUCGAAUGGUGUGGCUCAAAGGGGAACAUACCGUACCAUGAAACCUCUGCAAAGGAAGAUAUCAAUGUCGACGAAGCUUUUUUGGGCGUUGCACACAAAGCUCUCACCAAUGAACAUAAACAAGACAACAUAUACUUCAGAGACAUGUCUAUAUCUGUCAGAGAUAUUCUUGAGGAUCAGCCAAGAGGUUGUGCUUGCUGAUUCAUAUUUAACAAAUCUGAUCAAUAAUAUCGAUUCCCUGAUCUUUU